AUGGAGAAAUUUUCAAGAUCCAAAUCAACAAGGGACAACCCAGGAGGAGUGUAUCCGAGUAUGCGUGAUCUGAGAAGCUUCAGCACUUCAGGGUACAAUCCCAACCAAAGUCGUGAUUUUGUGAGUGACAACUUUAAGGACAUGAAAACCAAGAAUGGAAAUAACAAUAAUAGUAAUAACAAGAGCAAAAUUGCAUCUUGCUCCACCAAGAAUUGGAAUUUCAACGUGGACCCAGAAUUGCAGAGGAAGAAAAGAGUUGCGAGCUACAAAGCUUAUUCGGUGGAGGGCAAAAUGAAGAGCUCGUUCAGAAAGAGCUUCAGAAAAAUGUGAAGAUCUUGAUGAUUUAAGAGUUUUUAUCUAGUAGAUUAAUCGAUCCUACUAAUGGGUAAUGUCCAGAGUUUUAACCAUUAGAUCAGAUAUAUUUGUACGAGUCACUAAUUGAUAAAAGACAAUUAGGGAGGUUGAAAUUUACUCUAAUACAGAAGGAAAAUUAAUGUUGAAACAAGGCA
Messenger RNA from Striga asiatica, 509 nucleotides. The record is from the annotation of a GenBank genome assembly. NCBI's taxonomy places the organism in Eukaryota, Viridiplantae, Streptophyta, Magnoliopsida, Lamiales, Orobanchaceae.